Molecule: messenger RNA, 3440 nt
Organism: Danaus plexippus (monarch butterfly)
Lineage: Eukaryota; Metazoa; Arthropoda; Insecta; Lepidoptera; Nymphalidae
Product: protein RCC2 homolog
Exons: 13
Coding region: 259-1698 (479 amino acids)
Source: RefSeq, a predicted model, not a curated record
AUAAUAAUAAUUUUUUCGCGGUAUCCCUUUCAUUGUCAUACUAUACAAUUAGGCUGGCUUGUCUAGUUUAACUGUUAAAUCUUAAAUAUUAUUUUAUAUUGUUUAUCUCUUGUUUAAAAACAGCGGCUGAUAUGGUGUAAGAAAGAUCACAUUAUAAUAGUGAGCUUAACAUAUCAUCCUACGCACAGGGACAAAUGCAGCAUAUUUGUCUAUUAAUUCCUUAGGAGCCAACAGGAAAUCCUUAAAUAUGAUCAGAGUAUGUCAAACAACGGCAGUCGCAAGCGCUCCGCUCCAGCCUCGGGAAGGGCCUCUAAGGCUCGGAAGCCCCGCAAGCCAGCCUCAGACGAAGACAGCAAUGACUCGGUGCUCUCCGACCAGCCACUGGAGCCGCAGCGGGAACCAUCCCCGCUACCCGAUGAACCAACUAUCAAGUUACCUGAGGAAUUACUCAAAUCCUUCUACAAAACACCCGGAGUACUUUUGAUUAGCGGUCUUGUAUCAUGGGAUCUCGUUGCCAAAAGAGACAACAAUCCUUCAAAGAAAACCCAUCCCAAUCUGUAUACUUUUCACAAGUUUACCGAACAAAAGUACAGGCUGAUAGUGAGUGGAUGCAGUGCCGGACAUUCAAUUCUGAUUUCGGCGGAGGGCGAAGCUUAUUCAUUUGGUCGCAACUCAUGCGGUCAACUCGGCUUCGGUGACACCACGACCAGAAACAUUCCGGAGCCCAUCCCAACCCUCAAGGGUUUCAACAUCAUUCAUGCUGCCGUCGGAAGAAAUCAUAGCUUAUUUGUGACUGAUACGGGUACCGUGUACGCGUGUGGGGACAACAAAAGUGCUCAGUGUGGCCUCGGACACACCACGCCCCAGAUAUUAGUGCCGACACGCGUGCGAUACACCGGAGCUCCAAUAGUGAAGGUUGGCUGCGGUGCUGAGUUCUCUAUGAUAUUGGACUGUAAUGGGGCGCUCCACUCGUUUGGCCUACCCGAAUAUGGCCAGUUAGGUCACAACACCGACGGUAAAUACUUUGUCACAUCAACGAAGCUGUCCUAUCAUUUCGAGAUGGUGCCGAAGCACAUCGCUUUCUUCUUUGAGAAGUCCAAGGACGGCCACGUGAGCCCCGUCAAGGAUGUGGACAUAGUUGACUUCUCCUGCGGCAAUAACCACACGGUGGCUAUAGAUUCCAAGAAGCGUGCGUAUAGUUGGGGCUUCGGGGGCUUCGGUCGCCUGGGUCACGCCGAGCAGCGCGACGAGAGCGUGCCCCGACUCAUAAAAUACUUCGACUCCCAGGCCCGGGGCGUGCGCUCCGUGCACUGCGGCGCCACUUACAGUCUGGCCGUCAACGAGCACGGGGCUCUGUUUAUGUUUGGCCAAACAAAACGUACGGGUGAAGCUAAUAUGUACCCGAAACCAGUGCAAGAUUUGACUGGCUGGAAUAUUCGUAGCGUGGGUACGAGCAACACAUCUAUAGUCAUAGCCGCCGACGACUCGCUUAUAGCUUGGGGCGUGUCACCUACUUACGGUGAACUGGGUACUGGUGAUAUAAACAAGUCGACCGCUCGGCCUAAGGAGGUGACCCGUAUGGAGGGUCUCAACAUAACUCAGGUGGCUAUGGGCUAUUCCCACACUCUGCUCCUCAGCGACGACACCUCUGAUGAAGUGAAGCAGAAGCUCGCGUCUAUGCCAACCUUCAACCCUUAAGACGUGACGAGACCGAUAUCUCUUCAUUCCCGUGACGGUGUCUUAUUUAUGUAUUUUCACUUUUGAUUAUUUCGACUGUUGCUGGUUAUAAAGACUGAAUUAUUUCCUCAUCGGACCGUGCGUGGAAACAACUCCCGAGACACCUUUGUACAAUUAUAUAAGAGAAUGUAUAGCGACUUCAUAUAACCUCGAACGAAGCUAUGUACACUGUGUGCGUACUAUAAGUCGGCGCUCGCACUACGCACGCAGAGUUAGCGGUUACUCGUAAAUCUCCACGGUAUAGUAUUAACGGGAAACGGGAAACUUUACUUUUACGUUACUACAUUCAUUAGGUUUUUCUCUGUUGCUCAAACUCUUUCGGUUAUCAUAAGUUGAAAUAGCGGAGGUGAUCGCUUAACUAAUGUCACGAUUCGCUACCCCACUCGAUGUUAUACAGUCGCAUGACCGACUUCACGGAGCGCGGGUCAUGUUUUCUAUGACACAUUCCACAUCACUCCAGCGCUGUACGUGUAUUCUCGAUGAUUUUAUUCCAAUAGAUAAGCUCCUUUAUUGUUGUAAUCAAUCAAUAUAUAUAUAUAUAUUUCUUUCUCAUCUAUUUGUAAAGCAAUCGGCCAUUUUGAUGCUCACAACUUUGAAUGUCACGUGACGCAGUAUGAAAUAUUAUUUAGUACUUAAAAAUAGUAAUAAUUUCACAUUAUAUAUAUAUAACUAACUAUUCAUGAACGGCCGAUGGACUUAGAAAAAUAUACAUUUAAUUCCAUUAAGUAGUCUGUUGAUAUAUAUAUACGGUUUAGGUUGUGUAAGGUUUUAGUUAUAAGCUUAGUACUAACUAUGUGUUUGUUCGUGUACAACCUCGGUAGUACUCACGCGAGUGAUGCGUGAGUGUGCACCGCUCCUAAUGAUAUCCUAUAUUCCUGUUACCUCAUUAUAAGCGGGCCGCUGAGUUCAGCCCGCGUACCUCAAAGCUCGGUGAAUACACUGCCUUAUAUUAUGUUCGUCUCUAUCAAGACUAGUUUUUUUUUUUUUAUCUACAGAUCUUUUUUCGUACUGUACUAGAAUAAUAUUUUCUAUGUAAUUUUUGAUAUGUUUUUGAAUAUUUUUGAACAUGUCCAGCUUCGUCCGCCGUAUUGAAUCUUAGUAUACGAUGUUUAUUGUAGUUGUAUGUGUGUAUGGAACUGUUCUUGUAAGCGUUUUCUACGAUUUUAUUGUGAGGUGACUCAUGUCUACGGUUUAAGGGUCUUUUCAAUUUACUUAUAGGCUAUAUGUUAUAUUGUAAUUAAAUGUCUAACAUUGUAUUAUCGGCUGGGCUGUACCCAUUCGUCUGUACUCUAUAGUGAACAUUCCAAUCACUUGUAUCUGUGACCAGCCGACGUAUUCUUUUCACUCCUGAUAUGUAUUGAACGUACUUACUGUUAGUGUAAAGUUGAUCUAAACAAUUAAUGUUAACUCGUACUAAAGAACGAUUGUGAACCAGACUUUUUUGACGUCGUCUUCACAGUUAACUAACCAAACUUGAGAGCACUUUUUUUUUGUUCUUAAAUAGUUUUAAACAAUUAAUUCAUUAUAAUAAUUUUUUAUUAUUUUUUUUGACAAAGUUUUGAUGUUCAAAUGACCAGAGCUCUUCUAUGUCACAUUACUUACGAUAAUUUGAAUAAUUUUAAUGUAACUUUAUAAUAACGGGUAAACUGAUUUCUUUGUACCAUCCUUGCCAACGAUAUUUGGAUUAAAUAAGUUUUUAGUAA